AUGGUCGCCUUUGGGAACUUCCAAGUAUCGCAGAAACACGAUCUUACACUUGACAUAUUCGACUAUGAAGGAUGGACGUCCGAAAGCUCCGAUGAAACUACGUCCAGACUACGCUCAAGAACACGAGCCAUAUCGUGGUCCCCCGCAUGUCACUUAUUUACAGCACGCCGUUGUGGCGAGUCACUGAUAGCAGCAGCCAAUGAGAACUUUGAGAUUGUAUUUUUUAGGGUCACGCAUGACUACCACUCAAUUGUGGGGUAUUUCACUGCUGCUGAAGGUGCAGGAUUGCAAGCGGGAACUGGAAUACAGGCAACAUGGGUGAACAAUCUCACCUGGAGCCUGUGGAAACGUGCGCAGGAGGAGGGGAAGAAUGAGGCUUUUUUGGCCUAUUCAUUUCAUGGAAGGGUUUACAUGUCCAGAGUUACCAUAGGCCUAGACGUGGAUAAAGAAGGCAAUCCCUCUGUCAAUGUUUCGGUUGGAGAAGAGACUUUGGUGGGCAAGUCUAUGUCGGAUGUUCAUCCGGUUUUCGCAAUCGCGUGGGCUGACGAGGAAUUCAAUGGAUUGUCGAUCCUGGCGUAUGCAGUAUCUAAAUACAUUAUGAUCGCUGCGAUAAACACCGAUGGAGAAAUUGUGUCCACGAGGGAGUUCGUGAAUGGGUUUGUAGAACCUAUUACUGGCCUAUGUUUCACACCCUCCACAAAUUCAUCCGGAGUAGUCCUACAUGCUAUUACUGUCAAUGGUCAAAGCCAAACGGUAGUUUAUUCUCCGCUCUCCGCGGCUCUUUAUGACCACAAUAAUAUCUCCACCUGUCACACAUCUGGGGAUAUUGACCAAACAGAUACCCAUAUGCCCGAUUCCUAUCCAGAAGACAAAGAGGAAGAAGAGGCACUUCGAGCAAUGGCCACCCGCUGGACCAACGCCAUCUCACUAAGGAAGCAGGAUUUCGUGAACGAGUACGAGCUUUCUGCCGCCAAUUGCAGGGUGUAUGGUAUUGCACCGAGCCCUCUAGGUGGCGUGAUAGCGGCAGCGUGCAGUUUCCACCCAAAUGAUAGCUUGGAGUAUAUUACUGCAUCAAAAGAGAACACUAGGAUUGUAUUUGGUACACAUGAAGGUAGUGAAGGGGUAUGGAAAGCAAGGGGCUUCUUAGCUGGAGAAGAAAUAGACCUAAGUAAAGUGCCGAAUCCUAUAGCCCGGGCAAGUGAAGCUCUCCUCUUGGAGGCAGAGACUCUUGGUGACAACCGGGAGGGUAUCUUGAGGAAUAUCCGGAAGUCUUUAGAUCGUUUUAAGGGAACAGGUUGGGGCCUAGACAGUGCUUCUAUACCAUCGGAGGCGGUCGAGAAUGCUUUAUCCGCCAAUAUCCUCCUCCAACCUUCGUUGAAUGCGCUUCGAUAUAGUUCCUGUCUAGAGAUAAUCCCUGAUAGCAACAAUUUUGGUCUUCCGUUAGUCCCACGGGAGAACACGGAAAUAGUAGCACAUCACAUCAACAGUAUCCUCCGAGCACCUCGGAAUGAGACUACCGCUAGAUCGACGCUGAGCAAACGCAUUCUAUAUUCAGUUGCAUGUAUCGGCAUUCUUGGGUUGUACAACCGCCGACCUGUACUUGAAGCUGCCCGGGAUGCUCUUAGCUGGCUUUCUAGUGUCGAUGAAACGUCUACCGAUAACGCAGGGGAUCCCGAAAGAACCAUCAUAGAUGUCAUCACUGAGCUUCAGAUUGUUGAAAGACGCAUUGCCGACUUGGACGUCAUAGAACGCGGAGACGACGACGGUUCAGGUCUGGCAACGAUUCGGGAAAAAGACAAGCUAUUCACCAGCAAGUUCGAGAAAUGCACGCUCUGCAAGAAAGGAAUGGUCUGGGAGGAUCUGCGAGUUGCGGAGUGCGAGGGGAAUCAUCGCUUUUCGCGUUGCGCGUUGACGUUCCUCCCAAUCAAGGAACCAAAACUCACCAAAGAAUGCACAAUAUGCUCGAGGACCGUGCUCGGGGAUGCGGUGCUUGAAGGUGAUAAAAUGGAAAUGAGGACUAGAGGACAUGAGGGUAAGAAAACUUUGGCUGAGGCGGUUUUGACCGGAUUGGACAUAUGCGUACAUUGUGGCGGGAGGUAUUGGGCGAAAGGGAGUUAA
Molecule: messenger RNA, 2118 nt
Organism: Morchella sextelata
Lineage: Eukaryota; Fungi; Ascomycota; Pezizomycetes; Pezizales; Morchellaceae
Exons: 5
Coding region: 1-2118 (705 amino acids)
Biological process (GO): transcription initiation at RNA polymerase III promoter
Cellular component (GO): transcription factor TFIIIC complex
Molecular function (GO): protein binding; histone acetyltransferase activity
Source: RefSeq, a predicted model, not a curated record